AUGAAUUUCACUAAACUUUCACGCGAAUGUGGUGUUUAUGCUGAAGAAUUUGAAGUGGUGACCGAAGAUGGCUAUAUAUUGACGCUGUUCCACAUACCAGGGAAGAAGAAACCGGUACUCUUGGUGCACGGGAUAGGCGACACUUCGAACACUUGGGUCCUCAGAGGCAACAAGUCCUUGGCUAUAACCCUGGCGCGCGAGGGCUAUGAUGUAUGGGCUGGAAAUAUAAGAGGCAACCGAUAUGGAAGGAAGCAUGUUCAUCUCAAUCCAGACACAGACGAGGCUUUCUGGAACUUCAGUUUUCACCAAGUGGGCUUAUUCGACUGGCCGGCGAUGAUCGAUCGAGUGUUGAAAGAAACUAAACAAACAAAACUCAGUGCAAUUGCACAUUCGCAAGGUACAACAUCCUUUUUUGUUUUAGCAUCUUUAAAACCAGAAUAUAAUGAAAAAGUUGAAUUUCUAAUAGCUCUGGCUCCAGUAGCAUUUUUAGACCAUAUAGGACCUGGUAUGGCAACAAUAGCAAAAGCAGGUCCCCUUAUUGCAAAAGUACUGAAAAUACUACAAAUCAAUGAGAUAUUUGCUGAUGGUAACGCAGAUAAAAAGCUCAUGGAAUCAUUUUGCACUCUAGGAAAAUUGACACAAAAGAUUUGUACAAUUUUUCCCGUGGGUAUAAUAACUGGUAUCAAUCCAGAUGGUAUAGAAUCAGAAUUUAUUCCACUGUUGUUUGCUCAAUACUUCGCUGGUAUUUCUCGCAAAACUUUAGAGCAUUAUGAUCAAAUAUAUUUUAGUGGAAAAUUUGCUCAAUUUGAUUACGGACCUUCAAAGAAUUUUCUAGUUUAUGGGAAAAUUGUUCCUCCGGAAUAUGAUUUGGGAAAAAUGUUUACCAAAACAGCCAUUUUGUAUGGUGAAAACGACAUGAUGGCAACAAUGGAGGAUGUCCAACACCUUGGAAGACUAUUGCCAAAUCUAGUUUACAUAAAGGCUAUAAAAGAUAAGAAAUGGACCCACAUCGAUUUCACUUGGGGAAGAGAAGCAGAUAAGUAUUUAUUUGGUGACAUAAUUGAGUUGUUGAAUAAAAAUGAUCAAUGACA
Cydia fagiglandana is the source of this 1091-nucleotide messenger RNA. Its product is annotated as lipase 1-like. The transcript has a single exon. Bases 1 to 1089 code for a protein of 362 amino acids. Gene Ontology annotation, molecular function: hydrolase activity, acting on ester bonds. The record is from RefSeq and is a predicted model, not a curated record. Lineage: Eukaryota; Metazoa; Arthropoda; Insecta; Lepidoptera; Tortricidae.